Messenger RNA from Adineta ricciae, 234 nucleotides. Lineage: Eukaryota; Metazoa; Rotifera; Eurotatoria; Adinetida; Adinetidae. The record is from the annotation of a GenBank genome assembly.
AUGCGUGCACCUCUAAUUUUUACAUUCUGUGUUGUAUAUUGUUCAUCAAGUUUGUUGCUUGGAAUUGAGCUGGUAAAAACUACAAGCUUUGUUCAUCCCGGUGGCAUCCAUCCUCAAGAACAGUUAGACUUUGUAAAAGAAAAAGUUGCUCAAAAAGAACAACCAUAUUUCAAUGCAUAUCUCCAAUUACUCAACAAGACUGCACAAGCAUAUGCAUCGAAUGAAUCCGCUUGA